GCAAUCUUCAUAUUCGCAUUCAAGACUUACGAUCCACCAACCCACCUCGAAAUGAAACUUCUUUCCGUUGUGAUUGCCGUUCUGGCUGCCUCCAGCGUUCAGGCCGCUGCCCUUCAAAAGUGGUGCUGGCAGCCUGGUCAGGGUUGCUACAUGCUGAAGCGUGCCGCUGAUGCCACUGGUGAGGUUAAGCGCUCCGCUGAAGCUCUUGCGGAGGCCAUGGCCGCAGCCUCCCCCGAUGCCCUUCAGAAGUGGUGCUGGCAGCCAGGCCAGGGUUGCGAGAAGAUCAAGCGCGCUGCUAGUGCCGUCGACGAGGUGAAGCGCACCGCCGAUGCUCUUGCUGAGGCUUUUGCUGCCAUGGAUGAGGAGGAGUAA
Molecule: messenger RNA, 372 nt
Organism: Penicilliopsis zonata CBS 506.65
Lineage: Eukaryota; Fungi; Ascomycota; Eurotiomycetes; Eurotiales; Aspergillaceae
Exons: 1
Source: RefSeq, a predicted model, not a curated record